AUGGAGCCAAUAACACCCAUUCCGCUCCCCAGGAUCGAUGAACCAGAAGAGUACAACACGAAUUACGUACUCUACUGGAAUCAUGUCGGAUUAGAGCUCAACCGUGUAACACACACUGUGGGAGGUCCUCAGACGGGACCACCCAUAUCUGCCAGAGCUCUCGGCAUGUUGCACUUGGCAAUUCACGACGCUUAUUUUGCUAUCAACCCUUCGGCUGACAUCCUGACAUUUCUCACGCCCAAUGCCGAGGAUGCCGCGUACCGUCUCCCCGACCUCAAUGGAGCGGAUGAUGCUCGUCAAGCCGUGGCUGGGGCUUCUCUCAAAAUGCUCUCCUCGUUGUACAUGAAACCUGAUAUGCCGCCUGCCAACAUCUCCGACAACGCUUAUGCACAGCUCGGGCUUGUUCUUGACCGAUCAGCUGCGGAAGCACCCGGUGGCGUCGAUCGGGCUUCAGCCAGUUUCUUGUUUGGUGAAGCCGUGGCAGAUGUGUUCUUUGCACUCCUCUUCCAUGCACCAGGUGCAUCGCAGGAAGGCUACCAACCUACACCCGGACGAUACAGAUUCAAUGAUGAGCCUACCCACCCUGUCGUCUUAGUCCCAGUAGACCCCAAUAACCCUAAUGGGCCUAAGAGACCAUUCCGCCAGUACCACGCCCCAUUCUACGGAAAGACUGCGAAACGUUUCGCCACGCAGAGUGAACACAUCCUUGCUGACCCGCCAGGACUACGAUCUGCUACGGACGAGUCAACCGAGUAUGAUGACUCAAUCCGCGUCGCCAUUGCCAUGGGAGGCGCCACUGGUCUCAACUCCACCAAACGUACUCCGUACCAGACAGUACAAGGUAUAUUUUGGGCGUAUGACGGCUCAAACCUCAUCGGCACACCACCUCGUCAAUACAACCAGAUAGUGCGCCGUAUCGCCGUCACUUACAAGAAAGAAGACGACCUUGUAAACAGUGAGGUGAACAACGCAGACUUCGCGCGUCUCUUUGGCCUCGUCAACGUCGCUUGCGCCGACGCAGGCAUCUUCUCCUGGAAGGAAAAAUGGGAGUUUGAAUUCUGGCGCCCACUAUCUGGCGUCCGUGAGGACGGGCGUCCAGAUCACGGAGAUCCUUUCUGGCUCACACUCGGCGCGCCCGCCACAAACACAAACGACAUCCCAUUCAAGCCGCCAUUCCCUGCCUACCCGUCUGGUCACGCGACCUUUGGCGGCGCCGUGUUCCAAAUGGUGCGUAGAUACUACAACGGCCGCGUAGGAACAUGGAACGACGACGAGCCAGACAACAUUGCCAUCGACAUGGUAGUAUCCGAGGAGCUAAACGGUCUAAGCCGUGACCUACGCCAACGCUACGAUCCCACCGCCCCAAUCGAAGACCAGCCCGGUAUCGUACGCACCCGCGUCGUGCGACACUUCAACUCGGCCUGGGAACUUAUGUUCGAAAACGCCAUUUCACGAAUUUUCCUGGGUGUCCACUGGCGUUUCGAUGCAGCUGCUGCCCGCGAUAUCCUCAUCCCCACGACAACAAAGGACGUCUAUGCCGUCGAUGCUAAUGGUGCGACUGUGUUCCAGAACGUGGAAGAUGUUAGGUACUCAACCAAAGGUACACGUGAGGGUUGUGAGGGCUUAUUCCCGAUUGGAGGUGUGCCGUUGGGCAUUGAGAUUGCGGAUGAGAUUUUUACGAGUGGGUUGAGGCCUACGCCCCCGGAGGCUCAGCCUGCGCCUCAGGAACCGCCAACUGUGCAGAAGCCGAUCCAUCAGAAGGCUAUUAUGGGAGGAGGUGAGGAGGCCUUUGUGCCUGCGGUUAAGGAGGCCCCGUAG
This is a messenger RNA of Bipolaris oryzae ATCC 44560, 1818 nucleotides long. RefSeq lists its product as uncharacterized. Lineage: Eukaryota; Fungi; Ascomycota; Dothideomycetes; Pleosporales; Pleosporaceae. The record is from RefSeq and is a predicted model, not a curated record. Bases 1 to 1818 code for a protein of 605 amino acids. The transcript has a single exon. Gene Ontology annotation, molecular function: peroxidase activity.